UCCGGCGCAGUCCGGCAUGGUAGCGCGCUCGGAGCGCAUGCGCGCACCACAUCGACAUGUUACGACUUCGCGACACUAACGCUAUAUUAUAAUUAAGAAAAAAUAUUUACCUAAAUAAUAAUAUUUAAAUUAAUCUAAUGAUAUAAAUAAGCCAUUAUGGCAGGAACGGCUAGGAAGUUUGCAAGAAUAACGAAGUUCUUGCUCGCCGGCGUCACAGUCUUCUGCGUGAGUUGGAUCGCGUCUGUAAACGAGUGGCAUGCGAGUAUGCGCUGGAGUGAGAGACGUGCUGGGGUGGGCAGAGGACUGACCACUAUGAGGACCAUUGUUGCGUACUCUGAGGGCAAACAAGCCGAGAUGGACCGACCGUCACCUGUCACCUGCGACCGACUUCCUGAUUAUCCGGAAGUACCUUUUAUCAAUCGCACAUGGUCGCCGGGUGUUACCAAGCCGUCGUCAUGGCAACAAGUAGCCGGUACGCAAGUGUCACUAUACGCCGCGUAUUACGACCAGCGUACUACGCAACGCUACGUUAGGAUAUUGGCUUCCUUUCAUGGUCGUAAUUACUCUGCAGAAAAAACACUGUAUUGCCAGACUCGUUCAAAAUAUCCCUAUGAGAAUAACGUGGAAGUCGUCGCCGCAAAACCACUAGAGAUUUGGUGGUACGAAUGGGAUAUCAACUCUAUUGAGGUUGACACACCGCUGCUACUUUCAUGUUCUUUAACGGAACCUUUAAAUGGCCCUUCAAUUGUUUCCGUUGUUACUGAACCGUGUGACAAUCCUACGAAUGCUUUCCCUUUAGAGCCCGAAGAAAAUAGACAAGAAAAUCGCAACUUUACCAUAUGUGUCAAAGACAUGAACUUUGAUAAAGAUAUAUCACAAAGUUUAGUCGAAUGGGUGGAAACUAACAAAAUACUCGGUGUAGAUAUUAUUGACGUAUACGUCGAUAAAGUAAGUAAACAGACAGCAAAUGUUCUUCAACAUUAUCGAGAUGAAGGCUACAUUAGAUUAUUCGACGUUCCAGUUAGUAAUAAACCUGGAAGAUCUUUAUGGCAACGACGAAGAGAUCACAUUAUUACAUACAAUGACUGUUUAUACAGAAAUAUAAAAGACACGAUAUUUAUAGUUCCAUUAGAUGUCGACGAGAUUAUACUCCCAAAAAUCACAUAUACCUGGCCUGAACUGCUACAUCGAUUAAAGGAGUAUGGUUGGAACGAUAAAGAAUACUCCGCUAUCAUGAUACAAAACGUAUUUUUCUUCGACUUUAUGCAGAAAAUACAUAAGGUAAAUAACAAUGACGCCCACGAAAGAACGAAUCAGGUAUACGUAAAGCGUGAUGACGUUCGAAUUGACGACGUGGAAACUAUAGAUUUAGAUGAAUUAGAAUUAAUAGAUGAUAAUUAUAUUGCAAAUACAACGAUAGAAAACGCAAUUCUGCUUAAUAAGUACAAAUUAAGAUGUGGAAUGGACCUUCCCGAGCCUAAACUGUCGAGGCAUGUAGUAAGUUCAGCAGUUAUUAGUCCUAUAGGAUAUUAUAGUAAGAGUUUUAUGGUGACUAAGAAAGUGUUGACAGUAUUCAAUCAUUAUCCACUGGCAAGUCUCGGCGCGUCGAGGUUCACUGGAUGGUCAGCGCCCUUUAGCGAGGUCCAGCUCAAUCAUUAUAAGGAAUCGUGCAACAUGACGGUGGUGGUUGAGUGCGGGCGGUACGAGAGACGCGCGCGCGUCGACCGUGCCGCGCUGCGCCUGCGCACCAACCUCACGCGCGCCCUCGCCACUGCCAUCUGUAUACCAAUAAAUAAUACCUGAGUGCUGA
This is a messenger RNA of Manduca sexta (tobacco hornworm), 1810 nucleotides long. RefSeq lists its product as uncharacterized. The record is from RefSeq and is a predicted model, not a curated record. The transcript has 4 exons. NCBI's taxonomy places the organism in Eukaryota, Metazoa, Arthropoda, Insecta, Lepidoptera, Sphingidae. Bases 157 to 1803 code for a protein of 548 amino acids.